AUGGCAGCAAUUCUGAAAACGGCCGCACUGGGAGAGAUCCAAGGCAAAGAUGCAAAUGGUGUCACCCAAUAUCUUGGAAUUAAAUACGCGACUCUAAAGAACAGACUCGCAGAUGCAGAAAUCGUCGAGAGCCGCGAUGGCGAUAUACUCGACGCAACCAAAGACGGACCAACUGCCAUCUCCCCUCUAUUCGGCUGUGAUUUAGAACUCAGCGCAAUUCAGCACACCCUUCCCAAAAAGGAACUCCAGCAAUCAGAAGUGGACUGUCUGAAUCUGAACAUCGCUGUUCCUGCUGGUACCACUGCAUCUUCGAAGCUUCCAGUCUUUGUUUUUAUUCACGGCGGAGGUCUUAUGAUCGGUGCCAAUUCGUGGCCCCAGUUUGAUUAUGCGCGGUUUGUCCGGUUGUCAGUGGAGAAAAAGCUGCCUGUUGUUGCUGUUUCGAUCAACUACCGACUGGGCGCUUUUGGCUUCUUAACUUCAGACGAACUCCGCAAAGCAGGCUACAAUGCCAAUAACGGUCUCCGGGACCAAAGAGUUGCACUAGAAUGGGUACAGAAGCACAUCCAAGACUUUGGAGGUGACCCGGACAAUGUGAUUGUAUCAGGCGAGAGCGCUGGCGCGGCAUCGGUGACAUACCAUCUGCACUCCGAGAAACCACUCUUCAAACGCGCCAUCGUCAUGAGCGGGAGUUUCUUCCUUAUCCCAGCUUUACCGUACGACGUGCACGAGGAGAACUACCAACAGGCAAUAACGGCACUGGGUUUGACGAAUGCGACCCCAGAAGAAAGAAUCCAUGUCCUGCUGGAGACACCCGGUCAGGACCUCAUUGGCAAGCUCCCCCCGUCUGUUCGGUUUGUACCUGCGUUGGACGGUAACAUCGUACCUUCUGGUGUUACCCAUGCGCAAGUUGGUGAUAAGGGGGGCAAUAUGCCCAGGGGAAAGACCUGGUGUGACAGCUUACUCGUGGGAGACACGCAGAUGGAUGCAAGCAUUAUGGCACUCCUAAUCCCCCACACGAAACAAGGCUGCGCAAGCAAGUUCACCAAUGCCAUCAACACCGUCCUAUCCUCUCACCCGACCAUAGCACAGCAAAUCCUGGACAAAUACAACAUCAACCCCAACCAGCCCGACGAAGAAGCCUUCCCCGCAAUCCUCAACUACCUUAACGACGUCCUCUUCUUCGCAGCCACGCUGACACUAGCACGCGGCUGGCCCGGAACUGCAUACGUAUACUACUUCAACGAGGGUAACCCCUGGGACGGACCAUGGAAGAAUCGUGCCUCUCACAUCCUGGACGUGGCAUAUCUAUUCCAGAAUUUCCGGGAGUUUCUCACACCAGAGCAAAAGAGCGUCGGAACCGCUUUCGCGGAGGACACAUUCAAAUACUGUCACGGGAUCGCACCAUGGUCCGCGAUAAAGCCCGGCGAGGCGACAACCGGCUUCACAGCGCGGACAUACGGGCCUAGUGCGGACAAUCGCAUUGCUGAACAGGUCACGGAGGUGUACGGUGAAGCGAGUCAGCGCAGGUCUAUUCUUUUCAACUAUGAUGAGGUGUCUUUGGGUGAUUUGGUGAGGGUUUUUGUGGCUUUCACGUCGUAG
Molecule: messenger RNA, 1599 nt
Organism: Aspergillus chevalieri
Lineage: Eukaryota; Fungi; Ascomycota; Eurotiomycetes; Eurotiales; Aspergillaceae
Product: putative carboxylesterase
Exons: 4
Coding region: 1-1599 (532 amino acids)
Source: RefSeq, a predicted model, not a curated record